ACAUGAAGCACGGAAGCUCUGCGCUGCAGGUGGAUUGAGACUGCACAAGUUUAUGUGUAAUGACAAGGCCGUGCUGGAAAGUAUCCCCUCAUCUGAGCGUGCUGCUGAAGUGAAAGCUUUGGACUUGGUCUUCAAGGAUGUGAAGUUAGAGAGAGCUCUGGGAAUUCACUGGCACAUUGAAUCAGACACUUUCAGAUUCUGUCUUUGUUUGAAGGACCAGCCGGCAACACGACGCGGCAUCUUGUCUACCGUCGCCUCACUCUAUGACCCGCUGGGGUUUGUUGCUCCAUUCCUGCUCAUGGGGAAGAGGGUGCUCCAAGAAAUGUGCAGGCACGGCACGGGCUGGGACGAUCCCCUUCUUAGUGAACGGCAGCCGGUGUGGGAACGCUGGAAAAAUGAUCUUGCAAAUCUGGAGAAAAUCACCUUACCACGCUGCUAUCUGCCUCCUGGUUUCGGAAGAGUGGUGAGAAAGGAGUUACACCAUUUUUCUGAUGCGAGUACAUGUGGUUACGGACAGUGUACAUAUCUGAGACAAGUGAGUGAAGAUGGAAGUGUUCAUUGUGCUCUUGUCAUGGCAAAGUCCAGAGUAGCUCCGAUCAAGGUCACGACAAUCCCUCGGCUAGAACUGGCAGCCGCUGUUGUGUCAGUCACAGCAAGCAACACGGUGAAGGAGGAACUCAGUUUGUCAGAUGCAGUUGAAUAUUUCUGGACUGAUUCAAAGGUAGUUCUGGGAUAUAUCAACAAUGAGGCACGUCGCUUUCACACCUUUGUGUCAAACCGCAUACAGAAAAUACAUCUCAGCUCUUCUCCUCAGCAAUGGAGAUAUGUCUCAACCAGUGACAACCCUGCAGACUUUGCAUCCAGGGGAUUAAGCACAAGGGAGAUUCUCACAUCAAGCUGGUUCAAAGGACCUCUGUUCUUAUGGGAGAAAGAGAUACCUCCAGCCACAGACGUUAGCACAGAAAUACAGAUUGGAGAUCCUGAGGUCAAAAGGAUUCAGGCCCUAAACACACAGACACAGAACCAGCUGAGCCUCUCAGACCGCUUGUCAAAGUUUUCCUCAUGGUCAAAAACAGUCCAAGCUGUAGCUCGUCUCAUUCGCCGCGUCAGACAUGACAAGUCUACAGGCCACAGCACCGUACAAGAGCGAGAAGGCGCACGCUGCAUCAUCAUAAGAGACUUACAGAGACAAGUGUAUCCAGCAGAGUUAAAGGCGCUCACUGAGGCAACUCAGCUUCCUACUCAGAGCAGGCUGGACGGUGCUUCUCUGCGGACUUUCCUGUAUGAGGCAGCAGCUAUUGUGAACAGCCGUCCACUCACAGUUGACAACUUAAAUGAUCCAGACAGUCCAGAGCCGCUGACGCCCAAUCACCUGCUCACUAUGAAAUCCACUGCAGCCUUACCACCUCCUGGCAGAUUCAUCAAAGAGGAUAUGUAUGCUCGAAAGAGGUGGCGUCGUGUUCAGUAUCUGGCAGAGCAGUUUUGGAGCCGGUGGAGGAGAGAGUAUAUCUGCAACAUCGCCACCAGGCAACGCUGGCAUACUCCAAGGAGAAACCUCAAGGUCGGUGACAUUGUGAUGGAAAGGACAGAGGAUCAGCCACGCAACGAGUGGAAGUUGGCUAAAGUUGUAGAGACAGUGACUGAUAAAGAUGGACUGGUGAGAAAGGUGAAAAUUCGUGUCGGAGACCAAAAGAUGGGAAAGAAGGGACAGCGUAUUGGCAAGCUAUCCAUCGUCGAUCGUCCAGUACAAAAGCUGAUCUUGCUCCUAGAGACUGUUUAG
Acanthopagrus latus (yellowfin seabream) is the source of this 1780-nucleotide messenger RNA. RefSeq lists its product as uncharacterized. Bases 53 to 1780 code for a protein of 575 amino acids. The record is from RefSeq and is a predicted model, not a curated record. The transcript has 2 exons. NCBI's taxonomy places the organism in Eukaryota, Metazoa, Chordata, Actinopteri, Spariformes, Sparidae.